Molecule: messenger RNA, 4611 nt
Organism: Chelonus insularis
Lineage: Eukaryota; Metazoa; Arthropoda; Insecta; Hymenoptera; Braconidae
Product: manganese-transporting ATPase 13A1
Exons: 7
Coding region: 197-3754 (1185 amino acids)
Biological process (GO): intracellular calcium ion homeostasis; transmembrane transport
Cellular component (GO): endoplasmic reticulum membrane
Molecular function (GO): P-type ion transporter activity; ATP hydrolysis activity; ATPase-coupled monoatomic cation transmembrane transporter activity
Source: RefSeq, a predicted model, not a curated record
CAGUAUUUUUUUUAUUACAAAGCGUGUAUGUGCUUUCCCUCUUUUUAUUCAUGAAAUGUGCAUAAAUAUUAUCAAAAGUGAAUUUUAUUAACACAAUUAGUGAUUAUAAUGUACUUUAGAGUGAUUUGAUUUACUACUACUAGUAAUUUUUGGACACGUGUCCAGGAAAUAGACGCAUCAAGCAGUUGAUUUGAUAAUGGCGGUCAUAGGAAUACAAGGGGAUGAUCUUGUACAAUCUGUUAGUCUACAUAAUCUACGACGGUUAAUAUUUAAUGGUUACAUAUUACCAUUUGCGACUCUACAAACAAUUUGGAUAUUUAAUUGGCUAUUUGUUUAUGGUGUUGAUAACUAUUUUCAUGAAGGUCUUGUCGGAAUAGCAGUUAUUGGGCUUUUGCAAGGCUUUCUAUGUCUCUGCUGUCAAUGGUCGGUCCACCUGUAUUGCUUCGUUAAUUGUAGUACAGCUAAAAGCCCAUAUACGGCCACAAUUGCUAAAGUUGUACCAACUCCAAAUAAUGGUAGUUCAGAACUUGUACAAUUGCAUCAAGAGAAACAGCCUUGGUUUAUUUUUCAAAAGACUAAAUACUGUUGGAAUCCUGAUAAGAAGCAAUUUGAAUGUCUACAAUUUCCUAUUAACCAUGCCAUUAAAAGCUAUUGUGAAUGGAAAGGGUACUCUGAUGAGCAAGAUGUUGCUAGUGCUGAAAAUAAAUAUGGAAAAAAUAAAUUGGACAUGGUGGUGCCAGAGGCUUUGGAACUAUUUAAAGAACGUGCAGUUGCUCCUUUUUUCGUUUUCCAAGUGUUCUGUGUCUUUUUAUGGUGUUUUGAUGAGUACUGGUAUUACAGUAUCUUCACCCUCAUUAUGCUUAUUAUGUUCGAGUAUAUGCUUGUUCAUCAGCAACUCAGGAAUAUGGCUGAAAUCCGGAAGAUGGGCAAUAAACCUUACAUGAUAACAGUUUAUCGUAACAGAAGAUGGAGAAAUAUGUUUACUGAUCAAUUAGUUCCUGGAGAUAUUGUUUCUCUAGUCAGAUCUCAUAGUGACAAUUUUGUUCCAUGUGAUAUUCUGUUAUUAAGAGGGCAAUGUGUUGUUGAUGAGAGCAUGCUCACAGGUGAAUCGGUUCCACAAAUGAAAGAACCAGUAGAAGACAUCGAUGGAGAUCAAGAAUUAGAUAUAACCAAGCACCAUAAAAUUCAUGUGCUGUUUGGUGGUACAAAGAUAGUACAGCAUACACCUCCGAAUAAGAAUACAUCAGGUUUAAGAGCUACAGACAAUGGAUGUGUCGGCUACGUAUUGAGAACAGGAUUUUCUACUUCCCAGGGAAAGCUUUUACGAACAAUAUUAUUUGGUGUCAAAAGAGUGACAGCAAAUAAUUUGGAAACUUUUGGAUUUAUUUUGUUCCUUUUAAUCUUUGCUAUUGCUGCAGCUGCCUAUGUCUGGACUAACGGUAUUGCUGAUCCUACGCGAAGCAGAUAUAAACUGUUUUUGGAAUGUUGUUUAAUUCUUACAUCAGUUAUUCCACCAGAAUUACCCAUUGAACUAUCAUUAGCUGUGAAUUCAUCACUUAUGGCUCUAUCAAAAUUAGGAGUUUAUUGCACAGAACCAUUUAGAAUGCCAUUUGCUGGAAAAAUCGAAAUAUGUUGUUUUGAUAAAACUGGUACAUUAACAAGUGAUGAUUUAGUGGUGGAAGGUAUCACAGGUAUCGGUGGAGACACUAAUGUAAUUAAUGUGGAGAAUGCCCCAAUUGAAAGUAUACAGGUAUUAGCCUCUUGUCAUUCAUUAGUACAAUUAGAUGAUGGAAUAGUUGGCGAUCCUCUUGAAAAGGCAACGUUGAAAGCAGUCAACUGGACAUUAACAAAAAAUGAUGUAGUAAUUCCUAAAAAAGGAAAAGCGCGCGUCCUUAAAAUUAUUCAUAGAUACCAUUUCACAUCUGCUCUAAAGCGCAUGUCAGUUGUAGCAGGAUACAAUCUACCUAAUUCAACAGAAUCUAAUUAUAUCGUCACUGUCAAAGGCGCACCAGAGACAUUGAAAAAUAUGUACUCUGAAGUCCCUGAUAAUUAUGAGGCAACAUACUUAUCUCUGUCUCGUCGAGGAGCAAGAGUGUUAGCUUUAGGCUACAAAAAAUUACCAACGUCAUUAACUGCUCAAGAUUUAAGGUCAAUGAUUCGAGACGAAUUGGAGUCUGAGUUAACUUUUGUCGGAUUUGUUAUCAUUAGUUGUCCUUUAAAAUCAGACUCGAGUGCUGUUAUAAAGGAAAUAAUCAAUUCCUCCCACUGUGUUAUGAUGAUAACUGGAGAUAAUCCUCUCACUGCUUGCCAUGUGAGUCGAGAGCUUAAUUUCACCAAGAAAUCUACUACAUUAAUUCUUACUAAAAAAUCUGACAAGUGGCAUUGGGAAAGUGUUGAUCAAAUGAUAACUAUACCGUUCGGUGUAGAAAAUGUAAAAGGUGAAAAGAAAAACAUUUGGAAUAGUUAUGCACUUUGUAUAACAGGAGAAGGAUUAGAUUAUUUAAAAAAUUAUGAUGACCAUGUAUUCAACAAAAUGCUACCACAUAUCACCGUUUUUGCAAGAUGUGAACCUAAACAGAAGGAAUUAAUUAUCGUGUCACUUAGACGAUUAGGCUUCAUAACUUUAAUGUGUGGUGAUGGAACUAAUGAUGUAGGGGCCUUGAAACACGCUCAAGUUGGUGUGGCAAUUCUUUCUAGUCCUUCGGAGGAGGCUGAUCAAAGCCGUGAUACACAAAAGGAAUCAAAUACUACAAUUGCUAAUGCAAGUCCUCAUAGAGGGCCAAACAAUUUAACAAGACAACAAAUGAAUAAUGCACAAAUUCAGAAAUUACUAAAAGAAAUUGAAGAACAGGAACAGACUAUUGUAAAAUUAGGUGAUGCAUCAAUUGCAGCACCAUUUACAAGUAAAAUGUCUUCAAUUCAAUGUGUAUGUCAUAUAAUUAAACAAGGAAGAUGUACUCUCGUAACAACUCUACAAAUGUUUAAGAUCUUAGCACUUAACGCAUUAGUUUUAGCGUACAGCCAAUCAGUUCUUUACUUAUCUGGAAUUAAAUUCACUGAUGCUCAAGCUACAGUUCAAGGCAUUUUAGUAGCUCUUUGUUUCUUAUUUAUUUCACGAUCGAAGCCGUUAAAAACUCUUUCUAAACAAAGACCACUGCCAAAUAUUUUCAAUCUGUAUACGAUUCUCACUGUUUUACUUCAAUUUGCUGUUCACUUUUUGUCAUUAAUUUAUUUAGUACGCGAGGCUACUGCUUAUUCCUCUGCUGAUAAUAAACUAAGAGGCAUUUUAUCUGAACCAUCACAUAGAAUACAAAAUAUUACAAAUAGCACUUUUGUAACGAAUAAUAGUAAUAGUAGUUUUAUAUCAAAUAAUCUAAAUAUUACCAAUCAUGGCUUGUUACAUAACAAUGGAGUUGAUGAAGAAAUUGAAGCCAAUAUAGUGAAUAGCGCGGUUUAUAUUAUUUCAAUGUCUCUUCAGGUAUCGAAUUUUGCAGUUAAUUACAGAGGACAACCAUUUAUGGAGAGUUUAUAUGAUAAUAAAUGUCUUUUCUAUUCCCUAUUAGGAAGUUUCGCAGCUAUAAUAGGCUUAGCUUCUGGGAUAACGUCUUUAGCGGAAACGUUAAACAUUGUUGAGUUCCCACUUGAAUUUCGCAAUAUUUUAAUAGCUGUUUUGCUCAUUAAUUUUAUCACUGCUUACGUUGUUGACCGAUUAUGUCGUUGGUUAUUUGGCGAAGGUAAAACAAGUAAAUUGUGACUUGGAAGUGAUACUAUAGAUUGAAAUUUCAAAGUCACUUUGAAUUGGAUUAAUAGGUGAAAAAAAUCAGGAUAUCUGAUAGGUAAUUCAUCCGGUAAUUAACUUAUCGGAUACAAAACGUUUUUUUUUAAAACAAUUGUUUAGAGAAAGAAUGUUAAAAUUCGAAUGAAAAAUUACUUACAUCUGGUUUAAAAAUAUCAAUGAUAAUAAUUAUAAUGAUUAUUAUUACUUAAUGGCAAUCUAAAUUCUAGGUAAUGAUAAGAGAAAUUAAACAUUUUCUACGAUUGUUACUAUGUAACAAGUAAUUAUAUGUUAAAGAUUUAGGUGAAUAAGUUUUUGAUGGUAAAUUAUUUGAAAAAAUAUAAACUCUUUAGCUUUUAAACAAUUAUUUAACACAUUUAUAAUUAUUAUAAUUAUCAAAUAGAUGUGUUAUAUAAUAAUUCAUUAACAAAUAUAAAAUAAUCAACAUUCCAUUUUUUUUAAAAAGCCUUUAUAGUAGAUUGAUGCUAGUGGAUUUCGUGCAGUUGAUGAAAAUAAAUCUAUCAAUAAUUGCUUUUAGGUUUUUUAUGAUAGUUCUAGUGUAGUAGUAUACUACAUUUAUGAUUGUAAACAAUUUUAUAUCAUUACUAUCAAUUUACUUUAUAUGCAUUGUGUGUCGUUUUUACAAUUUUUAAUCAAGAUCAAGUUAUAACUAGUUUGAUGGAUGAAGUCGAUUUUUUUGUUGAUAGAAAAUUAGAAAUAAGUAACACUAUUGUAGAAAUACAUUCUGUAGAGUGUCUUUUUCCAUCAUCAACAUGUAAAUCACUGUAUAAAUGCGUUUAUAAUUAAACUUCUGAAUAAAUGUCCUUUUAACUGUA